Molecule: messenger RNA, 2167 nt
Organism: Nilaparvata lugens (brown planthopper)
Lineage: Eukaryota; Metazoa; Arthropoda; Insecta; Hemiptera; Delphacidae
Product: Usher syndrome type-1G protein-like
Exons: 5
Molecular function (GO): protein binding
Source: RefSeq, a predicted model, not a curated record
GGGUGACCCAGAAAAAUGCAACUACCACUUCGGGCAGAGUGGACUGCACUUGGCGGCCGCCAGAGGUCACCUGCCUUGUGUCACCUUCCUGGUGGCGUUUGGAGUCAAUGUGUGGCAACUGGACCACGACUCACGCACGCCCAUGCAGCUGGCAGCCGCCCAUUCAAGGCAUGCCGUCCUCGACUACCUCGAUAAAGCAGCUGCCAAACAGGAGGCAACCAACAAGAGAGAGGCGAAAUUGAGGAAGGAGAAGGCACAAAAGGAUGCCGAACGCCAUAGAAAGAAGUACGAAGAGAGAAUGAAGAAGGAACGUGAGAAAGAAGAGAAGAGGAUAAAGAAAGUGGAGAAGGAAAUUCUUGGAGGGCACAAGAUAGAGGUGGAUACUCCGAUACCUACAACUCUCCCUUCAGGUGGAAAACGCGGUAGAAUAGCCGACGUUUUUGACACAAAAGGCGAAUUAAUUCGCUCCAUAUCGCAGCCCGAUUAUCUGAACAGUGCCGGAGUCGGUGGUGUAGAAGUGGGGGGAAGCCCCCUCCACGAACAGGCAAGCAUCUUUGAUAGACCUGGAUUCGGAAGUGUUGCUUUUAGACAAAGAAACGCCCUAGCCGGAACCUUGAGUGCCCUGCCAGCCCUGGACCUAGACAAGGACAGCGGGGGAGAAGGACAGGAUGGGUUAGGAGUAGGAGGAGGAGGAGAAGUAGGAGUAGGAGGAGGAGAAGAGGAUAGCAGUAUUGGCAGUGCUGGAAGUCUUGCUAAGAGGAACCAGGUGGGAGGGGUGGGAGGAGUCCUACAUUGGCAGCAUCAUCACGCCGACAUUGAUACUAGUGACGAAGACGCCCUGGACACAGGAAGCGACUUGGCGUUGGGCGACACGAGUGGCUGGUCGGUGGCGCUGAAGCGGUUCCUGGUGGCGUCGGGGUGCGGCGAGUGGUGGCCGCAGCUGGUGGAGCAGCGCAUCGACCUGGACGCCCUGCUGAUGCUCAGUGACGGCGACCUGGUGCAGCUGGGCAUGCCCAUGGGGCCCCGCCGCAAGCUGAUGCAUCAGUGCCGCCAGCGCAGGCAGGCCAUCGACACACCUGGACACAUGCACGAUAGUCGGCUGUGAUAGGGCCACCUGAUAGACAAAGAGAGCAAAGAGGCAGGAGAUAGACGAGAAGAGGGUGAUACAGGGAGGGAGUAAGUGAGAGUAAGAGUGAAGGUUGAGAAGAAGAAGAGUAGUUAGUAGAAGAAGAUAGAGACAGAGUGAGUAAGUGGAGGAGAGGAAGAAGAAAAGGAGUGGAAGAAGAAGAUGGAGGAGAAGAGAAGAAGAAGAAGAAGAAGAAGAAGAAGAAGAAGAAGAAGAGAAGAAGAAGAAGAUACAGUGGAAUAUAGGGAGUGUGUGAGAGAGAGAGAGAGUGUGAGAGAGUGAGUGGGAGUAAGAAAGUGAUAGAGGCACCUGGAAAGAUGCAGGAUAGUCGGCUGUAGAAGGAGAAGAUAUAUAGAAGAAAGAGAAGGACACGGAGAAGAAGAUAAAGGACAAGUAGAGGAAGAACAUAGAGGUGGAGAAGAAAGGUAAGGAGAGGAAGAAAGAUUGAUUGAUUGAUUUUUAUUUUGUUGUGAGGAGAAAGAGAAGGGAAAGGAGAAGAAGAAGAAGAGGAAGAGGUAGGAGAAGUAGAAGAGGAAGAAGAGUAGGUCGUAGAAAAAAACAGAGACAGAACGAGACAGAGGAGGGGAAGAAGAGGAAGGAGAAGAAGAAGGAAUAGACGAAGAAGAAGAAGAAGAGGAAAAGGAAGAGGAAGUGGUAAGAGGAGGAGGAGAAGGAGAAGAAGAGGGAUGAGAAGAGUGGAAAGAAGAAGAAGACAAUGGACGAGAAAAGGUGGAGCAAGAAGGAGAGAAGAAUAGUAGAGUGAGAAGGAAGAGGAUGAGAAGAGAGAGAGAGAACAGAUGAGAGUGAAGGAAGAAGAGGGAGAGAAGGAUAGUAGAGGGAGAAGGAAAAGGAUGAGAAGAGAGAGAGAGAGAGAGCAGAUGAGAGUGAAGGAGUAGAAAGGAAAGAAGAGGGAAGGAAGAACAAAAAGAGUGGGCAGGAGAAGGAGAAGAAAAAGAGAGAAAGAAGGAAAAUGGAGAGCAUGAGUUGAAUGAAGAUGGAGGAGAAAAGUAGAGAAGAACAGGAGAGUAAGCAGGAUGAGGA